AUGCCCAUCAAAAUCCCCAAAGGGUUUGCCCGGCGCAAGUCGUCCGGUAACGUUCUGGAAGAAUCCGAAAAUCCUCCUCAGUCUUCCUUUCGCGUCAUUGAGCGUCCUUCCAUGGAUGCAAGAUCUCUCAGUGAAGGCAAUCUGCUGGCUCCCAAGAGUGCGUUGAUGGCACGCCGAUCUUCACAGCCGCUAGAGGUCCCAGAUAACAAUAUCUUUGCGGGCUCCUCGAGACCCUUCAACAAGAAUCGUGAUAGUGGAGGAACCGAUACCUCGGCCGUCACCGCCGGAACGUACGAGAGCUCCUCAUCGCUACGCUUCAGUUCAUCGUCCACCAGUCGUCCCUCGAACGAGACGCCGGCUCCUGAGAAUACCCAAUCGUCUCAGUCCCGAGGCUUCCACGACAUUCCUCCGUUGAGUGGUGCGCUGCGGGCCGCUGGCCGGACACUCUCCUUUGGUGGACGGUUCUACAAAAACUCCGCACCCCAGCAACAGCCUCCACCACAACCAGACUCGUCCAAAACCAAGACAAUGACAACUGCCACACCUCCGAAAAUAUUCGACACGGAUUUGAACUUGAACAUGGGGAAGGAGAGUGAUUUUCAGAGUAUGCUGGAAGAUUUCGGGAGCCCGAAAGAGGCAUCUUUUGGUGAUGAACUGGCAGAUCCGGAACCACAUUCUUUCUCGUCACCGUCUCAAACUGGGAAAGCAUCGCGGCCGCCGCCGAUCAACACAGAUAGAUCAAAGGUAGUCGAACCUUCCCCGUACUCGUGGGACAGUCGUCACUCGGAAGAAGGCCUACUGGGCACAUUUGAUUCUGGUCGGAGAGAUUCGUUAGCAGCUCAAGUCAGUACCAUGUCUAUCAGCGGAGGACGCAAAUCGGUCCCUCCAACUACUACCCCACCGCCGGCCACUACCUCGCACCGUGCUCUGGGCCGACCCAGGGCCGGAGCUGACAAGGGGCUGAGAAGGAGCAUGAUUCAUUCCGAAAAGCGGGACUCAGCUCCGGUGGAGGACGAGGACGCUCGGUUGAUCAUGCAGGCGCUGUAUUCGGGUAAAGGCAACACUCACGAAACGGAAAACGAACCUCUCUUCGGGCAUGCAAACGAAGACCUUCAGGGUCCAUCUCCACUGCGCGUUCGCAAAUCACCUACGCUUUCGGAGUAUAACGAUGCACGACUUGCUGUCCAGUAUGAAAACCAUGUACCGAAGUCCACUUCACCGACCAACAAAGUCAUGACCCCAUCGCAGUUCGAGCAUUAUAAGCAACAACAGGAGCUGCGAAGGGCCAACAGUGAUGCGUCAAAAAGUGAAUACUCUUCGGAGAGUGAAUUUGACGAAGACGAUGAAGCGGAGAAGAACCGGGAGGCAGAAAGACAGAGACGGAAGCAGGAAGCCCACUUGUCGAUCUAUCGCCAACAGAUGAUGAAAGUCACUGGCCAGCAGCAGUCGUCAACGCCAUCACUCCGCCCGGAGGUGGACCGGUCCAGUAACAGUGACCCGAACCUGACGGUCCGGUCAUCCAUUCCAGGGAAUCCAUCCACAAGCGGAAAGAGUAACGACGGCGGUGAUGAUGAUGAAGAGAUUCCAUUGGGCAUCUUGGCAGCCCAUGGAUUCCCAAGCAGGAAUCGUCCCCCCACACGGCUCAGCACUCCCCGAUCGAUUCCCAAUCUCCGAUCUUCAUUCCAGCUUCCUAGGUCAUCUGCGAGUUCAGCUCACGGUGACCAAAGUACCGUCAAUCAUGCCAGCUUGCCUGCUUUUGCCAAGAAUCUGCCACGAGAUCCUUACUACGGAGCUAGUAUUGUCAAUCCUACUAACCGGGAACCUUUGGCUCUGGGUGGAGGUAUAUCCGCACAGGCAAAUCCUUCGUCGUCCGCACUGCCUCCAGGAGGCUUGGUGGGAGUUAUUGCUACAGAAGAACGGGCUCGGGCCAACCGACGCGGCAGUCCCAAUACUCAGGCGAUGUACGAACAUGCAGCAUUUGGAGGGAGCACUCCUCAUCUGGCCGGUGGUAUUCCUAGGCCCUACUCAAUGAUGGGCAUCAAUCCGCCAAGUGCACCUUCACCCCAGUUGCCAGUCUCUGCGACAGAGCAGGCACAGAUCCAGUUAUCGCAGCAAAUGUCGCAAAUGAUGCAGCUGCAAAUGCAGUGGAUGCAACAAAUGAUACAGAUGCAAAGCGGGCAGGGCUCGCUACAACCGCCACCGCAAAUGCCAACGGCCGGUCCCUUACCAUCUAUCAAUGUCAACCCGAAUGGCAGACCCGCGUCGAUGCCAGCAGCUGGGCCUUUGAACCCUGCCGCCACCGGAUCGCAAGGUGGUCAGAGAGCUCUCAGUAUGUUGAAUCCGCAAUCGUCUCGGGUGAAUACUGGUCCCCCAAUGGCGUAUGCUGCGGGCGGACUUCGUCCUGGUACGCCAGCUGGGCAAAGUUAUGUACCAUCGAUUGCGCCAUCCGAACGUAGCAACGUUGGUGCAGGGCCUCGAUAUCGACCAAUGUCGGCUAUGCAACCGGAGCAGGGAUCGUCAUUGGUGCCCCCCAUGUCAAAACCAUGGAAUGAUGAAAACCAGAGGUCGACCGUUUCGCUUGUCAACCCCUCUGCGCCAUCAGCCACUGUUCGCCCUGUCUCGAGUGCCGGUUUCUCUAUUAGUGCUAGUAGGCCCCAACAAGCUGCUACUGCGGAGGACGACGAAGAUGACGAUGAGGGCUGGGCCGAACUGAUGAAAAAACGAGAAAGCAAGAAGAGCAACUGGAAGACGAAACGAGAGUCUUCGAACCUGAGAGAUCUGUUGAACGUCGUACAUUGA
Aspergillus ruber CBS 135680 is the source of this 2799-nucleotide messenger RNA. RefSeq lists its product as uncharacterized. Bases 1 to 2799 code for a protein of 932 amino acids. The record is from RefSeq and is a predicted model, not a curated record. Lineage: Eukaryota; Fungi; Ascomycota; Eurotiomycetes; Eurotiales; Aspergillaceae. The transcript has 3 exons.